CAUGGAUGGAAUGACUUCUGGAGAGGUUCUGCAACCUAACAGGAAAGCCCUGCAACAGUUCCGUCUCCUGAAGAAAGGAGCUGAAAAUGACUGUCUUACGGCCGAGCUGAGUACAAAGAUGCAAGAGUUCAAAGAGAGGAUGGAAACAGUGGCCCAGCGCAGAGAGAAACUUUAUCAAAAAGAUCAGAAUAACAGGACUCAGGCUUAUGGAUUCCAAGUAUAUCUUGAAGAACAUGAUCUCAAAAAGAAACGUGCUCUUGAAAAAUACAAGUCUGAACAAGAAUACAAUGCUGUAAAGAAGCAAGAGAUACAUAAUUUGAAAAGAGAGCUUAAAAAACUGAAAAUUAGACAAAAGGAACUACAGAAGAAGCUAGACAAAUAUAAAAGUUAUGAACAUUUUGUGAAAAAAAUUGUCAACAUGUUACCACCAGAAUUUUGGGGAUAUCAGGAAGAUUCUGUGAUUAAAACCAUCACACAAAGGCAUAAGACCCUGUUCUCUGCAAAUCAGAGCCUGAAGAAGCAUUUGUUCACCCAACAAGAAAACAUUGAGAAAAUCCAUCAUGAACAUGCUGCCGUACAAGACGAACACAGCACCAUGAGAUUUGUGUUGAUUGGCAAAGUUUCUGAGCUCCAGUCAAAGUACAACAAACUGAAGGAAAGAAACACACAGCUGAUAUAUUACAUUGAUAAUAAAGAAGGCCUCACAGAUCAUCAGACCCGAGAAUUAAGCAGGAUGCUGGUAGGAAUCUCCAACAUGGCAGAGCACUGCUAUAAGAAGCAUUAUGGUCCUUUGGAGGAAAUGACUUUCCAGUCUAAGCUGAACAUGAUCCAAGAAUUCAUUUGUGAAAAAAAUGAGAUCAAAGAAGAAAUAAUGAAGCCAGAAGACUAUGAAAGUUCAUCCAGACUUUUUAAGAGAUUACUUCAAAACCAAAGAAGUGAUAACAAAUGAGGACAAUAUAUGAAAUAAAAGUCUUGCAAGAAGACAUGGAAUAAAGUACUACAUUGCAUGGGUACAUGGAAUGCUUUAUGUUGUAUGUAAGUCACACAUGGAUGCUAUUACUGGGGGCACAUGCACAUGGGUUCAGGAUCAGAUUGUUACAGGCAAGAACACAGAAAUACCACUUUUAUUCUUGUUUAUUAAGAAAAUAAUAAACAAAAUAACAAAAAUAAGCAGUUUAGAUAUCAGCCAAGCCUUCCCAGAAGCUGACAAGUACUUUUCAACUUCAGUUUUGCUGAUUGUUCUGCAUUCUUUUGUGAGUGAAUCUCCUCCGCCUUUCUCUAGGCAAGCAAAGCAUCUCAGCCUUGCAUUCUUAAAACAUUUUACUAGACUUGUGUCUGUUCUCAACAACAUUCCAAUGACGCACAUCUUUCCAGCAUAUACUGUGUGCUUAAUAAAUGGGUGUUCCUAACCUAUUUGUAUCUCCCUCCAGCCCCUGAUGACUAUUGUUCUACUCCUGUUUAAUAAUCUAGAUGUAAGGAAAGCACUUAAGUAAUUAAUUGGCACUGUACGAUCCACUCCCAGACUGAAGUGAUGACUGGCUGGUUAUUCUUUGACAGGUAAAUCGUUGAUCUUCUUAACUUCUGCCAUCUGCAACCCCAGCCAGACUCUGGGAUCAUCUAUCUGCUUGUUCCCAUGACACUGUUCCUCUUCUCCCAGGGGGUGCCCUCGAAUGCUUCAGUAAGUCUUGUCCCAGUCUAAGCCACUGUCCCAUACAUCCUAGUUAGUGGAAAGUGCUCCGUUCAGUUAAGAUUUCCCGGCCAACUUUAUUCUGGAUAGAAACCCACAGACCAGAGUCCAUUUUCAACAGCCCUUUUAACCACUGUAAGGCCACUAGCUGCCUGCCGGCUCCUCUAUUACACUGUUCAGUUCUCAACAUUUUUAAGUGAAUUCUAUAAUGCGUAGAAAAUUAUUUUAUGAGAUUUAAAAAUGGGAUAAAUGAAAUAAAUGGUCCACAGUGAAGCUAUUUAUUUAUGUUCAAACAUGCUGCCUAUAAAUAAUCUGAAUGAAGGAAUUCUCUUUCUUCAGUGCACCUUUAGGUUUUGCACUAUUUCAGUAAGGGUACAUUAACAGCAUGGUCUUUACUUAAUGUAAAGGUUUAUUUUUAUGUAGAUUAAAUAAUAAUAUAUCUUGUAAUGCUG
Messenger RNA from Python bivittatus (Burmese python), 2139 nucleotides. RefSeq names its product coiled-coil domain containing 197 (gene CCDC197). The record is from RefSeq and is a predicted model, not a curated record. NCBI's taxonomy places the organism in Eukaryota, Metazoa, Chordata, Lepidosauria, Squamata, Pythonidae.